This is a messenger RNA of Rosa chinensis, 1420 nucleotides long. Its product is annotated as cullin-1. The coding region runs from base 132 to 1244 and encodes 370 amino acids. Gene Ontology annotation, biological process: protein ubiquitination; ubiquitin-dependent protein catabolic process. The record is from RefSeq and is a predicted model, not a curated record. The transcript is spliced from 8 exons. Lineage: Eukaryota; Viridiplantae; Streptophyta; Magnoliopsida; Rosales; Rosaceae. Gene Ontology annotation, molecular function: ubiquitin protein ligase binding. Gene Ontology annotation, cellular component: cullin-RING ubiquitin ligase complex.
AAACGAAAGACUAAACCUCUGGAAAAUGUGAGUACACUCUCUCUCGGGAAAGUGCAUCACCAGCUUUGCUCUUCCAAAAUCGAAAGGCAGGGGCUUCUUCUCCAAACCCAUUUCGUGAAGAAGCGGCAAAGAUGAAUAGAUCUAUGCAAGUUGAUGAAGGGUUAAUGAUCAUAGAAGAGGCAAUUCAGAAAGCAAAGAAGAUUGUGGAAGGAUUCCCAGAGACAAAGUUCACCACGGAAGAAUAUAUGAAGUACUAUGCGUAUCCUUUAUCGUCUGCAAGCUUUACACCUUCAUGCAAACACAUAAACUAUAUGUUGCCAUAUAUGUGUAGCUGUUUAGUGGACAUUGUCAUGCAUGCAUGCAUUUUUUGUAUAGGGGUUUAUGUAAUCCAAAACUGCUGGUUGAAUGGAGGAGAUUUCCUUCACCCUUUCCUUAGAUGUGUUUAUAUUAUGUGCGAUAAGCCUGGGGCAGGAAAUGAGGCGUUGCUAUAUGAGAAAUUUAAGAACAGCUUGGAAGACAUCAUCAGCUCCUUGGCACUGCCCUCGUUGGCAGCGAAAGAAAAUGAGCUUCUGUUAAGGGAACUUGUACAGAUGUGGUCAAAUUACAAGAUAAUGGCAAGAUGGCUAUGUAGAUUCUUUGAAUACUUGGACCGCUAUUAUAUCCCCCGUCAUUGUCUUGUUUCACUUACUGACACCUCAAUUGAUUGCUUUUGUAAUCUGGUCUUCAAUGGGUUGGCUAACAGAAUUCAGGCAGCUGCAAUGUCUCUGAUUAAUCAAGAGCGUUAUGGACAACUGAUUGAUGCAAAGAUGCUUCAAGAUGUCAUGAGUAUCUUUAUGGAAAUUGGUCAAAAUAGAUCACCAUCAUACUACGAAAUCAUUGAGCAGGCUGUGCUCGGAGAAACUGCCACUUUCUAUUCCCAAUUAUCUUCACAGUGGCUUUUGUGCGAUUCGUUGACUGAUUAUAUCCGGAAGGUGAACUUGUGCAUUUUGCAGGAGAAAGAAAGAGCUGGCCGGUAUCUACAUCCCACAUCUGUGGUGAAGUUAAUACAGGUUGUGCGAUUCCAGUUGCUGGAUCUGAAUGCAAAUAAGUUGCUUGAAAAGCAGAAGUCUGAAAACUGCAGUCAACUGGAUUAUCAGGAGAUAUUGUCAAAGUGUGCCUGCUUAAAUCUUGGAGAGGACAGCUCUACAUCAACACUAGUGGAAAAUCUCUGUUCUUCAAUGGCACAAUCAGCUCAUAUUCAUUAAGUUUACCCAGAAUUUCUAUGAAAAGAUCACAUCUGUUUGUAUUUUGGGCAGAGAUCAAAUGAUCAUGAUUCAUUUGUCAGGGGGUGUAGAAUGCUUUAUGAAAGUUUUCAUGUAGAUUUUGGAACAUGAAAGAAAGUUACUAUUCUCCUUAAUCAAAUGACCCCCUUUCUUGUGCU